Messenger RNA from Erinaceus europaeus (western European hedgehog), 2056 nucleotides. RefSeq names its product fibrinogen beta chain (gene FGB). The record is from RefSeq and is a predicted model, not a curated record. NCBI's taxonomy places the organism in Eukaryota, Metazoa, Chordata, Mammalia, Eulipotyphla, Erinaceidae. The transcript is spliced from 8 exons. Gene Ontology annotation, cellular component: fibrinogen complex. Bases 32 to 1498 code for a protein of 488 amino acids. Gene Ontology annotation, molecular function: signaling receptor binding. Gene Ontology annotation, biological process: protein polymerization; platelet activation; blood coagulation.
GAAGAUUUCUCAGUCACCUUCAUAGCAAGAGAUGGCUUCUUGGAACUUCCCAAAAUUUAAAAUCAUGAAACAUUUAUUUCUGCUGUUUUUGUGUAUUCUUAUAGUUAGAGCCCAAGAUGAUGACUACGAUUCUGAGACCACCGUAGAUGUCCGUGGCCAUCGUCCCCUUGACAAAAGGAGAGAAGAAACUCUCACCAUGAGACCUGCCCCACAACCCAUCAGUGGAGGUGGUUAUAAGGCUCGCCCAGUCAAAACAGCUCCCAGUACAAGAAAACAGGAAAGGAAAGCCCCAGAUGCUGGGGGCUGCAUCCACGCUGACCCUGACUUGGGAGUGCUGUGUCCUACUGGAUGUCAGUUGCAAGAUACUUUGGUAAAUCAGGAAAGAACUAUCAGAAACAGUAUCGACGGGUUGAAUAGUGAUUUGGAUGCUGUUUCCCUGUCUUCUUCUAACACCUUUAAGUAUAUGGCUCUGCUGAAAGACACGUGGAAAGAAAGGCAGAAGCAAAUGAAAGAUAAUGAGAAUGUAAUAACUGAGUUCACCUCAGAACUGGAAAAGCAUCGCCUCUAUAUUGAUGAGACCGUGAAUAGCAAUAUCCCAUCCAACCUGCGUGUGCUCCGUUCCAUCCUGGAAAACCUGAGAAGCAAAAUACAAAAGCUGGAAUCCGACGUCUCAGCUCAGAUGGAUUACUGUCGCAAGCCAUGCACUGUGAGCUGCAACAUCCCCGUGGUGUCUGGCAGAGAAUGUGAGGAAAUUAUCAGGAAUGGAGGUGAAACAUCUGAAAUGUACCUCAUUCAGCCUGACAAAUCUACCAAACCAUACAGGGUAUAUUGUGAUAUGAAGACAGAAAAUGGAGGAUGGACAGUAAUCCAGAACCGUCAAGAUGGCAGUGUUGACUUUGGCAGGAAAUGGGAUCCAUAUAAACAAGGAUUUGGGAAUAUUGCAACCAGUGCAGAGGGGAAGAAAUUCUGUGGUCUACCAGGUGAAUAUUGGCUUGGGAAUGAUAAAAUCAGCCAGCUGACCAGGAUGGGACCCACUGAACUUUUGAUUGAAAUGGAAGACUGGAAAGGAGAUAAAGUGAAGGCACUUUAUGGAGGCUUCACUAUACACAGUGAGGCCAACAAAUAUCAGAUCUCAGUGAGCAAAUACAAGGGCACAGCAGGCAACGCCCUGAUGGAAGGAGCCUCUCAGUUGUUUGGAGAAAACAGAACCAUGACCAUCCACAAUGGCAUGUUCUUCAGCACCUAUGAUAGGGACAAUGAUGGCUGGACAAAUACUGAUCCCAGAAAACAGUGCUCUAAAGAAGAUGGCGGUGGAUGGUGGUACAACCGAUGUCACGCAGCCAAUCCGAAUGGCAGAUACUACUGGGGGGGCCAGUAUACCUGGGACAUGGCAAAACAUGGCACAGAUGAUGGCGUGGUCUGGAUGAACUGGAAGGGGUCCUGGUACUCCCUGAAGAAAAUGUCUAUGAAGAUCAGACCUUUCUUCCCACAGCAAUAGCCUCUACCCCCCCCCAACUGCAGAUUUUUAUUCUUCCUUAUGUAACAGAUUUUUUUUUAUAUUAUGUCACUGGAAUUUUCUUUCAUACAUUAUUUUCCCUCCAAAACUGUUGAAAAAGAGUGUGACCAUUUUUUUUUUUUGAGAAAGUGUUUAGGAUAAGUGACAUUAAAGAUAGCUCACAACUUCUUUUGGAUUCUUCAUUUAUACUUCACACCUAGAAGUAGUUAAAAGAAAAAUUGUGAACAGUCAGUUUUCAUUUCAACUCUCAGUGAAAAGUUUCCAGUUAAACAGUGUUUUCUGUGCUUAAAGUAGAAAAGCUGUGAGGGCAAACUGAAAGUUUGUUUAAAAGUCCACUUUAUAAUUCUAUUUAUUUUUAUAAAAUAGAUAACAAGAACCUUCAAGAAGAUUUAUUAAAUGUCUCCGUUACCAUAAAUCCAUGUUUUCUUAUUUUGUGAUCCACAUAACCAGUGAAUUGACUUUGAACUUAGCAGAAAAGAGAACCAAUCCUGAAAGCAUUUACAACUUCAAGUACUUAAUAAACCUUCACUGAACUUUUGA